CAAUCCACGAUUCCCGCCUAAAUUAAAAAAGCUGUCAUUUCUACGCGCGGUAAAGGCUGUGGUUGCGCCCGCGCAACCAGGUAUUCAAACCGGGCGGGCCAGUCCAGUACACGAUGGAAGUUCGUACCGGUCGGUCGUGUGUCGGGCUACGUCGCGAGUGAUGUCGCAGCAUGAGUGCUGCGCGUGCCUUCUUGUGGUGCCUCCUCUUGUGCGCGGGAGUGGGUCUCAGCGACGGCGCCGAGCGCGCCCGCCAUCGGAACCACGUCAACCAUGCCGCAUCACGACAUAAACACUCAGAAUUCGUUAAAGGAAAGAUUUGCAUCGGAACAAAUGGACGGAUGUCAGUGCCAUCGAAUCGCGACACCCACUACAGAAACCUUCGCGAUCGGUUCACAAACUGCACCUAUGUUGACGGCAACCUCGAGCUGACAUGGCUGCAGAACGAAACAAUGGACUUGUCCUUCCUCAAGUACAUAAGAGAAGUCACCGGAUACGUUCUUAUAUCAUAUGUAAAUGUCCAACAAAUUAUUUUACCACAAUUACAAAUCAUUAGAGGACGAACACUAUUCAAAUUAAAUGUGAGAGAUGAAGAGUUCGCUCUCAUUGUGAUCAUGUCAUCAGCUUUCACCUUAGAGUUACCGGCGCUCCGUGACGUUUUGAGAGGGAACGUCGGUAUUUACAACAAUUACAAUCUCUGCCACGUCAAAACAAUAAACUGGGAGGAGAUCAUAACUGGGCCCAACGCGACUUAUGUUUACGUUUACGAUUUCCAAACACCAGAACGAGUAUGUCCCCGAUGUCACUCGUCUUGUGAAGGCGGUUGCUGGGGAGAGGGUCCUGAAAACUGUCAAAAAUUCUCCAAAACAAUUUGUAGUCCUCAAUGUGACCAAGGUCGAUGUUUUGGAAAGAAUCCUAGAGACUGUUGCAAUACCUUUUGCGCUGGUGGAUGCACUGGUCCGCUGCCAACACAGUGUCUUGCCUGUCGAAACUUUUACGACGAAGGGACCUGCUCACAGGAAUGCCCACCGAUGCAAAUUUACAAUCCUACCACUUAUUCUUGGGAGCCAAAUCCAAAUGGGAAAUAUGCUUAUGGAGCGACAUGUGUUCGAAAUUGUCCCGAGCAUCUUCUGAAAGAUAACGGGGCGUGUGUCAGAAGCUGUCCACCAAACAAGACAGCUGUGAAUGGGGAAUGUAAACCGUGCAAUGUCACAUGUCCUAAAACAUGUCGAGCUGAGAAACCAAUACAUUCCGGAAAUAUUGAAAGUUUUAGAGACUGUACUAUCAUAGACGGUUCAAUAGAAAUACUCGAAAUGACAUUCACUGGAUUCCAACAUGUAAAUCCAGAUUAUUCAUUUGGUGAGAGAUAUCCAAAGAUGGAUCCGGACAUGUUGGAAGUCUUCAGCACGGUGCGCGAGGUAACUGGAUAUUUAAAUGUCCAAGCACUGCACCCCAAUUUUACUAGCCUGUCAUAUUUCCGAAAUCUGGAGGUGAUCGGUGGGCGGCAAGUCGUUGAAAACCUUUUCGCAUCACUAUACAUCGUCAAGACUUCACUGAAAUCUCUGGGACUCAAGUCAUUGAAGAAAGUCAAUUCUGGUGCUAUAGCAAUAAUGGAAAACAAAGAUUUGUGCUUUGCUGAUAAGAUUGCCUGGAAUAAGCUAGUGAAGUCGAAAGAUCAUAAACAAAUCAUUCAAAACAAUGGAGACGGAAAUACUUGUGAACAUUUGGUGUGCGACCCACAAUGUUCCGCCGACGGCUGCUGGGGCCCUGGCCCAGAUCAGUGCCUCUCCUGCCAAAACUUCAAGUUUGGAGAAAUAUGUAUUAAAAACUGCAGUGUUAUACCGGGAUUAUACAAGGCUGGACCAAAGACUUGCGAGAAAUGUCAUUCCGAAUGCCUGGGUGGUUGCACAGGACCCAGUCAUGCCAACUGUACAGAGUGCAAACAUGUGCGGGACGGGCCUUACUGUGUUGAAAAAUGUCCGAUAUCAAGGUAUCCUUCGAUGAACGGAACUUGCAUGCCCUGUCAUGAGAACUGUAAUAGAGAUAAAGGCUGCACAGGCCCCUUAAAUACGGUCGGCGAAGGAGGAUGCAAUUAUUGUAGAAAGGCAAUCAUAACUGUAGAAGCUACUGUUGAAAGAUGCCUCAAAGAAAAUGAAACCUGCCCUGAUGGUUAUUACAACGAGUGGGUUGGCAAUGUCAAGCCACUAGACGAACAAGUUAAUAUUGGGUGCAGAAAAUGUCAUCCACUCUGUCGGCAGUGCACUGGUUUUGGCAUCCACACACACAUGUGCACUGUAUGCAAAGGCUACAAGCGAGGCGAUCAGUGUGAAGAAGAAUGCCCGGGAGAUCACUUCACUGACGAGGUAGCUAGGACUUGCACGCCAUGCCACCAGGAAUGCCGUGGUUGCAUUGGUCCAUCUUCAACAGAUUGUGUGAAAUGUAAAAAUCUCAAAAUAUUCCUAAAUGAUGAUAAUUCUGUCGACCCUAACACUUCCUUCAAUUGUACAGAUGUAUGCCCAGAAAACAUGCCUCAUAAAAUCUAUUUUGAUGAAUUAUUACAAGACCCAAUCGAUGAACCGUAUUGUUCAGAGUCAGCAAAUGAUUUACCUUCGAUGGCAACUGCAAAGACACCUACAGUAUUGGUUAUUUUAUUAGUAAUAGCUUUUAUCCUACUAGUAACUCUUGGAAUUAUUGGAUACACUUGUAGACAGAAAGCGAAAGCUAAAAAGGAAGCAGUGAAAAUGACAAUGGUUCUUACUGGAUGUGAAGAUAAUGAACCUCUUCGACCAACAAAUGUGAAGCCAAAUCUUGCCAAAUUGAGAAUUGUUAAAGAGGGCGAACUUCGAAGGGGAGGAAUGCUAGGAUUUGGCGCUUUUGGAAAAGUUUAUAAAGGGGUAUGGGUUCCAGAAGGUGAAAAUGUUAAGAUCCCCGUUGCCAUUAAAGUGCUAAAAGAAGGCACAGGUGCCAAUACCAGCAAAGAGUUCCUAGAAGAAGCAUACAUAAUGGCCAGUGUCGAACACCCUAAUUUAUUACAAUUAUUGGCUGUUUGUAUGACUAACCAAAUGAUGCUGAUCACGCAAUUGAUGCCACUUGGUUGUUUGUUAGAUUACGUCAGAACGCACAAGGAAAAAAUAGGCUCUAAAGCGUUUUUAAACUGGUGCACUCAAAUAGCGCGCGGCAUGGCAUAUUUAGAGGAAAAGAGAUUGGUGCAUAGAGAUUUGGCAGCUAGAAAUGUUUUAGUUCAAACUCCGAACUGUGUUAAGAUAACAGAUUUCGGAUUGGCAAAACUUUUAGAUAUCAAUGAAGAUGAGUACAAAGCUGCAGGGGGGAAAAUGCCUAUAAAGUGGCUUGCGCUGGAAUGUAUACAACAUAGAAUAUUCACGCAUAAGAGCGACGUUUGGGCGUUCGGUGUGACAAUAUGGGAAAUAUUAAGUUAUGGUGCACGUCCGUACGAGAAUAUCUCAGCAAGAAAUGUCCCGGAGUUAAUUGAGAAUGGAUUGAAGCUGCCUCAACCCAGCAUCUGCACACUCGAUAUUUACUGCACCAUGGUUUCAUGCUGGAUGUUGGACGCAGAUAGUCGGCCCACCUUCAAGGAACUGGCCGAUACGUUUGCUGAAAUGGCGAGAGAUCCUGGAAGGUAUCUCGUCAUACCUGGGGACAAGUUUAUGCGCCUGCCAUCCUAUUCUACACAGGAUGAAAAAGAAUUGAUAAGAAAUCUUUCAUCGGCAAUGGAAGGUCCAGAAUCGCUGGUAGAAGCCGACGAAUAUCUUCAACCCAAGUUUAAAACGCUACCAGGCACUGUCACUUCGAAUUCGGCUGUAAGCGCGGGAAUUGACACUCAAACACGCUCACUUAAGCCGUGCACGUCUUCUUCGUGGGCCAACAAUGUUACAGGUCCGGAGUGUUUGACCUCUGAUGGCUCCAAUAGACCCGAAGCAUGGGACCACGAACUUCUGCGAUAUAACCAUCAAGGCAAUCCAGAUGGACCCGAACUAAGACAUUAUUAUCAUAACGGAGUCUGCGCAUCUGAUAGUUCUAGUUCAAGAUAUUGCAGUGACCCCAUGAAAGUCCGAUCAGACGGGUCUAUUGACGGCAAUUUCGACAGCAUGUCGAAGACGAAAGAAGCUCAAGUCGGAAACUUAAAGUUGAAUUUGCCGCUUGACGAGGACGACUACUUAAUGCCAUCGCCCCAGCACAAUCAGAGCGCAUCUGCGUAUAUGGAUUUAAUAGGCGAGGGGGGCGAGGGUCAGGAUGUGAAGGAGAUACGGUACAGCAGCUUCGUGGGGCCCAAGCGGUGCGUGGACAAUCCCGAGUACUUGAUGUCGGACGAGAGUGUGCCGGCGCAAACUCUGGGCAUUCCCACGGAGCCACUGCCGCUAGAGUCGCUGUGCGUGAGCGAGGGCAGUGGCGGUGAGGGUACACCACGACCUGGUACCAGCAAGUACCUGCCGCAACGGUCGGUGGAGGAGGAGUCGAUGUCUGACCACGAGUACUACAACGACCUGCAACGCGAGCUGCAGCCUCUCCGCAGAAACGAGACGACGGUGUGAUGCUCGGCCGGCGCAGCAUCGCGCGUUCUCACUGAUCUCUCGCCACUCUGUUUUACUUAAUAGAGCGCGCCCGCGCCCCUCGUGCCAUUGAAGAUGGCUAGUGUUAGCUUGUUGAUAAAUCUCGAAUAAGAAUUUUAUUUCAGUUAUCAUAAACGACUUUGUUAUCUUUUUCUACUUAAAUUUUGUAAGGGAACUGUUAAAAGAUAGUAAUUUGUAAAAAUAUUUUAAUUUCUCGAUUGCUCGAAAGCGCUUAACAAAUUAUAAGUUAUUUAUUAAUUUAGGUUAAGAAUGGCUAUGUUUACGUUUCUCGAAUGCUGCAGCGUUAAGGAAGAGCGAUGCAGUAAUUUCGAGUGAUAAUUUAAUUUAAAACUGUGAUAAUUAGAUUAAUUACAAUAUUAUGGGACCAGUGAACUUAAAAAAGUCCACGCCAAAUAAUGAUUUAUAUUAUAAAAUGUGAACGACAAUUUUGCCAUUGAUUGUGUUCACGUUUGGUGAGACUUUCCAUUUAAAUACAAAUAGAUUAACGACAUUCCACUUUGAGAACAAGUAUACCUACAUAGUAGAUACAAGAUAGAUGUUAUAAUUAUGUACAAAUUAAACUUUACUACAUUUCCUUUAAAAUAUGUACCUACAUUUUUUUGUACUUUUAUUCUAUAUGAUUUAGACUAUACUUGUUCUGACUUGCCUUUCUUUUACCACUCGCUUCUGUAUCAUACUUAACAUGUAAAUAUUCCUUUUUUUAUACUUAUAGCAAUAGCAAGCCACAAAAGACAUUAAUUUUAAGAUUUUGAGCUGUCUUUAGCACAAAACGAGCUCAAAUAUGUCCAGCCGAAAUGCAAAUCUUUAUAUAAUCUUAUUAAUAUAAGUGUUUUGUUAGACCAAUGCCAUGAACUUGUAAAUAUAUUAUUAAAUUGUACAUAUUUUAUAAAAUUUUGUAACUAUAGAGCGCGUAUGCUCUCAUGUUCUAUACUUGAAAUACGUCAAGUUUAAUGAUUUUCUGUUCCAAGUAUUGACUGAGAUCAUACUUACAAUAAAGAUUUCAAAGUGUUGGUAAUUAUUGGUUACUGCCAUAGGAUUAAAGUUUUUAAUUAUUAAAUCUAUGGUUGUUACUUACAAUUAGAGUACCGAUGUAGGUAUGUAAUUUUUGUUUUAUUUUUAUUAUAUAAAAUAUUAUAAUGAAAUCCGUGCUAAUGCUAUAAAAAUAAUUGUGCCAUUACAAAUAAAAUAAGAUAAAAUACAAAAUAUGAAGUGUAACAUAACGAAUAUGUUUAUGAAAAGCGAUUUAAAAACUAAGAAAAAGACCUAUUUCGCGCCUAUUAUUUCUCAUCUCAAGUCUUAAGUUUCCCGUUUAGAUAACAAUUCAUUUUAAUAAUAAUAAAAAUUUAACACAACAGGCAGAUCUGACAAGAUACUGUCUUAUUUGAAUGAAAAUCAACCGUGUCAAGAAUUACUACUAAUUUUCAAAGUUACGGUGAAAACAGAGCCAACAGUCUUGAAAAGACUAGAAGGCCUAUAUGUUUAUUAUAUAUUACAUAAAUGCAAGGGAAUACAGAACGGUCCCCAGAACUAUAAAGGUGCGUAUAAAUUUUGUAAAAAUGUUGUAUAACAUGUCCACAUUAUCUGACAUUGUUUUUCAACAUUGCAACAUAUAAAAAAAUACACAUUAGAAUUAAAAAUGUUAUAGAACUAUAUAUAUAAUUAUAUUUUUAAAUCUUCUUUAUAAAUCUUUAAUCUCACGCCAUACAGCAGAACGUGGCCUUUCAGUCUUCUCAACUGUUGGCUCUGUCUAUCCCACAGGGGAUGACGUGUGUAUAAAUAAUUAAAUCUAUACUUCAUUAUCUGUAUCAAUUAAUCAUACAUAUUAGUUCUUAAUAAAUCUUUAAAUAUAUAUAAAGAUGUACUAUACUAUAUAUAUAUAUACUACUAUAUUCUAUAUACUAUAGUAAACCUUUAUCAAUCAACCAUACACCAGCUGGGCGUAUAUAGUUGUUUAUAAAUCUACAUCUGCACAUCUUUAGAUUUUUAUCACACAGUUAAUUCUAGCAGCGGAUGAGCUGUUUUUGCUCUAUUUCUGGAUAGGCAAUGACGAUUUAAAGAUUUAUUACGGAUUUAUAAUUCUUUUACUUUGGGUGAUUUAAAGUCUUUCAUUUUGCUUACAUAAACAUAUUCAAAUUAUUUAUUACUUAUUGACACAUUUGACGAAAAAUAGAAUAUAUUAUGUAAGUUCACAUGGCCAAUUCUGUAGAUAAAAUUGGUGAACGAGUAUAAGUAGGUACUAACUUGUACCUUAA
Amyelois transitella is the source of this 6838-nucleotide messenger RNA. It is a transcript of the gene Egfr, whose product is annotated as epidermal growth factor receptor. Bases 171 to 4547 code for a protein of 1458 amino acids. Gene Ontology annotation, cellular component: signaling receptor complex; basal plasma membrane. The record is from RefSeq and is a predicted model, not a curated record. Gene Ontology annotation, biological process: positive regulation of kinase activity; positive regulation of cell population proliferation; cell surface receptor protein tyrosine kinase signaling pathway. The transcript has 6 exons. NCBI's taxonomy places the organism in Eukaryota, Metazoa, Arthropoda, Insecta, Lepidoptera, Pyralidae. Gene Ontology annotation, molecular function: ATP binding; transmembrane receptor protein tyrosine kinase activity.